Panthera uncia (snow leopard) is the source of this 6665-nucleotide messenger RNA. RefSeq names its product ubiquitin specific peptidase like 1 (gene USPL1). Gene Ontology annotation, molecular function: SUMO binding. Lineage: Eukaryota; Metazoa; Chordata; Mammalia; Carnivora; Felidae. Gene Ontology annotation, cellular component: Cajal body. The record is from RefSeq and is a predicted model, not a curated record. Gene Ontology annotation, biological process: Cajal body organization; protein desumoylation. Bases 3290 to 6481 code for a protein of 1063 amino acids. The transcript is spliced from 8 exons.
GAAAAGGGACUGCCGCUGGGGGGGUCCGCGCGCUGAAAGGUGGGCUAGGCUGGGAGAGGGAAGGGGCUGGGACUGGGCUCGGGGGGAAGGGUUGGCGAUUAAGGUAGAGAGUUACUGAUUCGUUUUGGCUCAGAGAGGUAAAUGCUGAAGAGAAACCAGAGUUGUUUUGUGUUUCGUUCUUCCAAAGAGCGUGGAGAUGGGGAGGGUUAACGGAACCCUGCACCUUGGGUUUCCAAGGUUUGGUUUUGGAACUGACAGGUCUUGGUCCUGUGCAUCUGAUUCUGGAGGGUCGGGCACCCAAAGCCGACCCCAGUCCUCGGCUCCAAGUUUACUGUGGUCUUACCUUUGAUAAUUCAUGUGCUGAGCUCUCUUGGUCUUGGAGGGCAAGCUCAGAUGUAAAGUUUGAGGCUCUUCUCGGAGCCGCUGGUUCUCUGGGUUUCCCCACUGUGCACACGGGGCUGUGAAAGAAGCUUAAUUGCAUAUCUUUCGUCAUACCCAGCGGCAACUUUACAUAUUCUUUGUGCUGUAACUGGGUUCAUACUGGGCUAGGCAUUCACACUGGGGCUCCUGGAGUAUCAGUGGCUCACCGAAAUAAUGAAAAGAGGGAGUCAGAAGGAAGGUGCUGAGGUUGAAGUGGAGGAGAGGAAGGUAAGACUGGAAAGCCGGGUUGGUCGGUCUCAAGUACAGUGAGUUUUAAGGUCAUAGUCCUACCCUUAGGUCCAUACUGAGCUGUUUGGACUUUCCUACAAUCAGGUUGGGGUAAAUGAUUUUAAGUUGAGCCGUGACAGACUCAGACUUGCUUUAUGCUAGCGUUACUUUGGCUGCAAUACGGAGUGGGGAUCGGAUGGAAAGAGGUGGGAUUUGAGAUGCUUCCCAAGAAUUGUCCACAGAAUUUGGACAGGAAGAAGUGGGAAGUGAAAGUUUAGAGAACCACUCGAAUUUUCUAGUGUGUGUAUUUGGAAGGAUGAAGAUGCCAAAAUCUAGGUGAGAUACAAGAAAGAGGAGCAGGUUAUGUUUGUAGCGAGAACAAUGGAGACCAUCAUUGAGGGCAAAUUAACUUGCAAGAAUCACCCCCAGGGUUUUGUGUAUAAGACAAUGUAAAUUGUUUUUGAAAGUCCUGGAUAGCUCACCUCUGCUAUUUUUUUUUUUUUAAAUCAGUUUUCUUUUGCCAGGUUUUGCAUAGUCAGAAUUUCAACCACCAGCCUCUCUGCUUGUCCCAUUGAAAUGUUGGCUGCUGAGAUCAGGAUCAGAGCAGAUUUGAAGGCUUCUUAUUUUUACUUUUAUAAUUGAGAGAGAGAGAAAAAACAAAACAAAACAGGCCAAAAAAGUUUUUCUAGAUCUCACAGGCAGAUGGAAAUUUUCAUUAAAAACAUCUUAUUCAAGGAUUAUAGCGUACCAGGUUCUACCAGUUUCUUUUGAGAAUAGUGCAGAAUAAUACAAGAUGGGCUCCAUAGUUUCUAUUGGGUAAAGUAUAAAAUUAGCACCAAACAAAUAGUUAAAACGUAUUGUGUGUUCAGGUGCUAAGCAUUUUAUAUGUAUUUAAUUCUUAGAACAAACCAAUGUUACAAAUUUCUGAACCCAGAUCUGCUGUUGUAAAGCCCAUGCUUUUGGCCACUCUGGAACCAUAAGCAGUUGGACUCUUCUGUCUAGUUUGUUGCCUUUUGUAAGUACAUUACAAAUAGAACAGAGCAAAAAUGAUAAAUUUGUGUUUUCUGUGAGGAGCUUAUAAAGUAAAAGCACCAAACUUUUAUCUUUUUUUUUUUUAGAAGUUUAUUUAUUUACUUUGACACAGAGAGAGAGAAUGCAAGCAGGGGAGGGGCAGAGAGAGAGAGGGAGUCAGAGAGACAGAGAGUCCCAGGCAGGCUCCGCGCUGUGAAGCGCAGAGCUAGACUUGGGGCUCGAACUCAUGAACCGUGAGAUCAUGCAGUGAGUCGAAAUCAGGAAUCGGAUGCUUAACUGGCAGAGCUACCCAUGUGCCCCUUACUUUGAUCAUUUUGGCAGUGGUUCUCAGUGGGGCAGUUUUGCCUCCCAGGGGUCUUUUGGCAGUGUCUGGAGGGAGACUUUGUCACAACUGAGGAGUGAGUAACAGUGGCAUCUAGUAGGUAGGAGUGACCGAUGCCGCCGAACAUCAUACGGGGAAAGGAUAGCCUUCACAACGAAGAAUUAUUUGGUCCAAAAUGUUUAUAGUGCUGUAGUUGAGAAGUCCUGCCAUAUCAAUAUAUUUCUUUAGGAAGAGGGAAUUGAGAUUCACUUACACUUUUCUUCUUAAACAUUUUUAUUUUUGACAUUAUUCCUCGGCUUGAAAGACAUGUAAAGUUUAUAUAUCUGGAACAGAAUAGUGUCACUGGUUUUUAAAGUGAAUCUGCGAGCCACAGUUUCCCAGGAAAUGGUUGUCAUAGAAUGAUGAAUUCUUAGAUUUGGGAAAGACUUUUGCUUGAAAUUAUUUUACAACAUCCCUGCUGUUCUCUGCUAUAGGUCUUUUGUAUCUGGUUUCCCUAUAUUUUAAACACAUAUCUAAACUACUCUUAACAAUUAUUUUUUCCUUUUACUGAGCUCCAGUCUCAUAAUUUCAACUUUACUGAAUGUGAUUCUACUCCAUGAAAUUAACACUCAAACCAAGCUUGUUAAAUACCUAAUUUGUACUAUUACAGUGUUUACAUUUUUGUCGGGUACAGUUCAUUUAUUAUAAAAUAGUAUAUUGGUGGAAACUUAAAAAAAAUAGCAUUAUCCUCUUGGUGACCUGUUCUUGGUGGUUGAAAGCAAUAGGAAUUUAUGGGGUUCUUUUGUGUCUGUCAAGCAAUGGCACAAAAGAUCCUGAGUCUUUAAAGUACCUUCUAAUAUAACGCUGACAUACUUGUUUCAGAUUAUGCAUAGACUCUAAGAACUUGAGUUUUCAAACUCUGGUCAGUAUAAUUUGCUUUAAAGAAUAGUUACCUUCUUUUGUAAGUUUUAAUAAAUUUGCUUACAAGUAAGUCUGAAACUUGGUUCUGUUUCCAGUCUGCCCUCUUCCAACAAAUUUGCCAGGUUUCUAUGUAUAGGUUAUUUGAUUUCACGUCAAGAUUACAAUUUUAGAAUAUGUUUAUCUUAAGACAUAUGGUUUCAAAGUAUAUUUAAUAUAUAUACAUCUUAUAGCAUAGCUCUUUUUCAAGGUAAAUAGAAUUUUUUAUUUAAUUGUCUAUUGACUUUUUUUUUUCCAGGGUUCAUUGAAAAAUCCUUAGUGAUAUUGACAUGUUUCAAGUGACAUAAAUUAGCCAAUGACUCGGAGUGAUGGAUUCCCCGAAGAUUGGAAAUGAAUUAUGAUUCAGCUAAAGUCCCGUCAGAUGGGUAUUGUCCUGCUUGUAGAGAGAAGGGAAAGUUAAAAGCCUUAAAGACUUACCGAAUUAGUUUUCAAGAAUCUGUCUUUUUGUGUGAGGAUCUGCAGUGCAUCUACCCUUUGGGCUCUAAAUUACUUAAUAACUUAAUUUCCCCUGAUUUGGAAGAUUAUCACACUCCAAAUAAGUCCCAAAAAAGAAAGUUCUUGGAAACCGGCUAUAAAGAUUCACCUCUUUUAGCAAAUGCCAAAAAGACUAAAAAUCACACUGUUACUGACGGUGAGCAAGGUUUGAACAGCAAACGCGAUGGAGAAGCGUAUGGUGAGACCUCAUCAAGCUUACCUGAUUCACCACACAGUGGACCACAGCACCCAGACAGGACAGUUGGUUCCUUGGAACAGAAUGAGAGUUUGGAGGCUGAUGUUAUUGACAUGGCUGCUGAAGAAGCUCCUACUACAGUUGAUGUUUCUGGAACUGGAGGGAUUUCCCCUCGCGAUGAAGGAUGCACAUCUGAACUGGAAAUGCCGUUGGAGAGCAAAUGUACGUCACUUUGCCAGUCUUCCUACGUCCAAUGGAAAAAUGCUAAUGCUCUCUGUUGGUUAGACUGUAUUCUGUCAGCACUGGUGCACUUGGAGGGGUUAAAGAACGCUGCGACUGACCUGUGUUCUAAUGAGGGAUCUGUGUUCUGGCGGUUGUUUACGAAGUAUGAUCAAGCAAGCAAGCUUCUGCACACCAGUCGAUUGGAAGGAGUUAAAGAUGGAGAUUGCAAAAAGCUUCCUUCAGAAGUAUUUGCAAAGAUAGAGACCUGUCUGAAUGAAGUCAGAGAUGAAAUUUUCAUUAGGCUUCAGCCUCAGCUUAGAUGCACAUUAGGUGAUAUGGAAAGCCCAGUGUUUGCACUUCCCCUGCUCUUAAAAAUGGAACCCCUCAUUGAAAAGCUUUUCAUGUAUUCUUUCUCUUGGAAUUUUGAAUGCUCACAGUGUGGGCACAAGUACCAAAGCAGAUACAUGAAGAAUCUGGUCACCUUUACAAAUGUCAUCCCCGAGUGGCACCCACUUAAUGCUGCCCAUUUUGGUCCAUGUAACAAUUGCAGGAAUAAGUCACAGAUAAGAAAAAUGGUAUUGGAAAAAGUAUCUCCCAUAUUCAUGUUGCACUUUGUGGAAGGCUUGCCACGAAAUGACUUGCAGCGCUAUUCAUUCCAUUUUGAAGGCUGUCUUUAUCAGAUAACUUCUGUAAUUCAGUACCAAGCAAAUAAUCAUUUUAUAACAUGGAUUUUAGAUGCUGACGGAACUUGGCUGGAAUGUGAUGACCUAAAAGGCCUAUGUUCUGAAAGGCGUGAGAAAUUUGAAGUUCUUGCUUCAGAGAUCCAUAUUGUUAUUUGGGAAAGAAGAACAUCUGAGAUGACAGAUAAAACAUCUGCCUGCCUUCCACUUAAAAAGACUAGUGAUGAGCAUGCUUUUGGUGAUGAGGAACAAGCCUCUCCAGCGUGGUGUUCUGUGGGUGAUGCUGCCUCCGCCGAGCUGUCCUCAGGAACUCUCCCCACCAGUGUGUCAUUUGCUCCUAAUACUCUUUCGCAGGGUCAGGCUGUAGCUCACGGACAUCAUUUACUUUCCGGUCCAGAAGGUUUGGGGGACGACAAUAUUUUAUCUUUGACACUUGAAGAAAUACAGGUUAACUCUGAAAGUGUCCCGUUUGAAAAUAAACCUGUGGCAGAGAAUGCAGGAGUUGGCAAAACAAAGGCUUUGCCAUCACGAGAGUCACUACUGGCUUCUUUAGUAUCCGCCCCAUGUGUUGGAAACCUGACUCAAGACCAAUUCAUGGAUUUAAAGUUUCCGUCUCAAACUGUAAAUGCAAGCGUGCGAUUUGCACUGCCGAAUGCCGGAGACACGGGGAUUGCUGCACCUGUGAAUGAUAUCCCCGCUACUCAUCCUGUACACGGUGGGCAGCCGGAAGUUGAGGGCACAGUGGCCCACGAGAAGGACACUCCAUUGACACGGUUUCCUUCACCAAAGACUGAGAAACUAAAACCCGAACAACAGGUUACAUCUCAGGUAUCUAAUUCGAAGAAAAACGAAACGGCAGCAUUUUCUAAACCUGUAACAGCAAAGCCACUGCAGAAUCCAUCUCUGAAAGACACUCCGAAGAAACCAUUUGUAGGAAGUUGGGUUAAAGGCUUAUUAAGCAAAGGUGCUUCUUUUAUGCCACCUUGUGUUUCGGCUCGUAAUAGGAACACUGUAACUGAUUUGCAGCCUUCGGUUAAGGGGGCAAGUAAUUUUGGUGGCUUUAAAACUAAAGGUGUGAACCAAAAGGCUACCCGGGCAUCCAGGAAAGCUAAUAGGUGUGCAAGGAAGCCUCCUCCGGUUCGCACCCCGCCGCCAAGUCAGCCACUGCCUGGUGGCACGACUUCUCAUGUUCAUGCUAAUGUUACUGCUGAUUCAGAUGUUCUGAAGAAAUGUGAAAACGCCCCCUACGGAGCUCACCGCAGUCACAGUUCCUGUGUCAAAGAACACGGUGUUUCUUCUGCAAACCAUGGCGACUCAGUUGAGGGUCAGAUUCAUAAACUUCGUCUCAAACUUCUUAAAAAACUUAAGGCAAAGAAGAAGAAAUUAGCUGCUCUUAUGUCUUCCCCCCAAAACGGAGCGCUUCCAAGUGAAAAUUUAGAACAUGUGUCCCAUUGUGGGUCUCCAAACGAUUGUGACUCGAUAGAAGACUUGUUAAAAGAGCUACAGUAUCAGAUCGAUACCGCUGAGAAUAAAUCUGGAUGCACCGCGGUUCCAUACAGUGGUCAAAGUCAUGAAGAAAUUUUGGCAGAACUGUUGUCUCCUACAGCUGUUGUCUCAACAGAGCACUCGGCAAACGGGGAGGCUGAUUUCAGGUAUUUAGAAAUGGGACAUGACCACGUCGCAGCACCAGUGCCUACUGAGUUAGACGACAUUCCCCAAAAUACACACCUGAGACAGGACCAUAAUUACUGUAGCCCCACCAAGAAGAAUCCGUGUGAAGUUCAGCCAGACUCACUGACAAAUAAUGCCUGCGUUAGGACAUUGAACUUGGAAAGUUCCAUGAAGACUGAUAUUUUUGAUGAGUUUUUUUCCACUUCGACAUUAAAUUCUUUAGCAAAUGACACAUUAGACUUACCUCAUUUUGAUGAAUACCUGUUUGAGAGUUGUUGAUUGCAUGCUAUCUUUUUUUAGUUUCAUAUUUAUUAUGGCUCUUGGAAAACUUAAUAUGUUAUUAAGUAGUAUUUAUACACUGGCCUUGUCGUGAACAAAAUGCAAGCUAUGCGAGGUUUUACCUUUGAUCCUACCCACAAAGCAUGUAAUCUGUUUUACAAAUUAAAAUGAUCAGGAAUUGGUU